Molecule: messenger RNA, 986 nt
Organism: Mobula hypostoma (lesser devil ray)
Lineage: Eukaryota; Metazoa; Chordata; Chondrichthyes; Myliobatiformes; Myliobatidae
Gene: c30h11orf68
Product: chromosome 30 C11orf68 homolog
Exons: 2
Coding region: 157-909 (250 amino acids)
Source: RefSeq, a predicted model, not a curated record
CAGCCCGUUUGCCUGUCCGGCCGCGGCCCGUUUUUCCGCCCCCUCACCGGUGUGCCGACUCUGCCUCCUCCGCCGGCGGGUAGGAGGGGCCUCCCGCCCGAGGGAAGCGAAGAGACAGGAAGAGGAACGGACACCCACCGCCUGGAGGCCAGCGGGAUGAGUGACCACGAGGAGGAGGAGGAGGGGGAUGCGGCCGGGGAGCCCCGCGAGGCGGUCGACUACGCGGCGGAGUCGAUGGCGGCCGACAUGGACCCCUGGGUGGUCUUCGACGGCCGCAAGACCCCGCGGGCCGAGUUCGACGACUGGCUGGACAGCAACCGGCCCUCCCGCACCUUCCGGUACGGGGCGCCGGGGCUGGGGGGCGAGCCCGUGGGCUGGAUCGCCGUCUACGGGCCCACCUGCUCGCCGCCGGCCGAGCAGGGCGACGCCGAGGGCCUGCAGGAGGACUGGGAGAGGCUGCUGUCCAGCGGCCGGCCCGUCACCUUCGAGACGGUCAGUGAGCUGGCGCUGAACCGCAGGGUGCUGAGCGGCAAGUGGCUGAUGCACCUGGACACGGGCUUCAAGGUCGACCAGGCCUGGGGGCGCAUCGCCCGGGCGGUGCUGGACGGCAAGCUGCCGGCCGCCAAGGUCAGCCCCUUCUGCCCCUCCUCGGGCGCCAAGCACGUGAUCUGCAUCCCCGGUGACGACUUCACCGACCUGGCACAGGUGGUGAGCCUAGACUCUGCCAUCCGCUCGCUGGGCAUCAAGUGCCCGCUCUCCUUCAAGCCCGACGCCUACACCUACCUGGGUCUCUACCGGGGCAACCGCUGGAAGCUCUCCCCCACCGUUUACGAGAGCCACUUCGACCUGGAGUGCAUUCCCCGGCGUUCCCGAAUCAUCUGCAAAGUGACCAUGCGAGAACUGACCUGACUCCGUCCGCGGGAGUUUUUUUUAAACAUUAACUUAAGCGUGUACAGGUUUAACAGAGCGAAAAAAAAAUAUCGGCA